GGUUAUAUAUGGGUAGUGAGCCUAUUGGGGAGAAAUUGGAGGAGUGGGCAAAUUAUAGAAAAGCUAGCAAAAAUCUAGGAAUGGAUCUUUUCAAGAUCAUUGAGUCUGAAUUUCGCCGGCUACAGAAAAUUUGUGAGAGGAAAUACAAGUAUUUGAGAGAGGAGAAGCUGUGGCUGGAUAUGGAGGGAAUAUGUUUGGAAGAAGAUAAGAGAAGAGAAGAGAUUUCCGGCAAUCCACAGAGUUACAAGUCACUCUUGCUAAAGCGGCAAAAAGAGAUUCAGAUGGAGGAAUGUAAUGAUGAGACGGGUAGCAUGGAGUUGGAUAUCAUAGGGAGUAUUUUGAAAAAAGCACAAGCUGACAAUGACAUAAAUAUGUUAAUCCAGAUGCACAUUGAUCAAUUGUUUGGAAAGUGUUUCAAAUCCGAUGCUUUAAUCCUGGGUGCUAAUGCUUCCAUUCAGCUGACAUGGAAGAAACUUAAGAUGGUAACUUCUUAUGACUAUCGAUCGAUUGUGGUGCCAUUGUUAAAGACAUUCAUGCGGGCACAAUUAGAAGAAAUGGUUGACGAAGAUGCUACAAAGAAGUCUAAUGCUGCACUAGAAGAUUUGUUAUCUGGGCUUAAUCUUGAUGCCAAGAAGAACACUGAAAAAGGAGGUGAUGAUGCAAGGCAUGGACAGGGGAAAUCAAAGAAUAAAAAGAAGAAAAAGGAUCACAGAAAGGUUAAGGAAUUUAAGGCAACCGGUGGUAGUGAGGAUCAACAGGAAAAUGUGGAGCAAAAUUUGGUUCCAGCUGCACAUGGCACAGAUCAUCCUCUUAAUUCUGAGGUUGUUGGUUCAGUAACCACUGAUGAAUUAGAGCAAGAGGAAAGGGAAAUUACAUGUACGGCUGAGGAAGAGAGUAGGAUUGAGGAGCAUCAAAGAAUGCUUGCAAGGCAUUUGGAGUACCAAAGGCAGAUUGAGAAUGAGGCCAAACAAAAGCGCCUUGCUGAGAUUGAUGAGGCUUAACCAGUACAGGGAAUGUGACAGAGGAUGUGCCUUUCAAUGGCAUCAACUUUAAUAUGUUUUUGACUUGAUAGAUUUUAUUUCUCAUCAGAUAGGAUGAGAAAUCAUGUGAACUUUAAUUUUCGUUUUUUGAGAAGACUUCAGUGAACUUGAACAUGAUAUAUUUUACUGCCUGUGAUGCUGACUGUCGCUUCAUUAAGCGCAUUAUUGAUGACAAACUGAAAUGAACUUGUUAGCUAGCAACUGAGGUAGAUGUUCUAAUGCAAUGAUUUACUGCUUUCGUUUAUGAAGCUGUUUUCAAGAUAUCUUCAAACUGAGAGUGUAGUCUGUUGUGCUUCUCAUUGGC
Messenger RNA from Quercus lobata, 1344 nucleotides. RefSeq lists its product as uncharacterized. The coding region runs from base 9 to 1001 and encodes 330 amino acids. NCBI's taxonomy places the organism in Eukaryota, Viridiplantae, Streptophyta, Magnoliopsida, Fagales, Fagaceae. The record is from RefSeq and is a predicted model, not a curated record. The transcript has 5 exons.